Scheffersomyces amazonensis is the source of this 749-nucleotide messenger RNA. RefSeq lists its product as uncharacterized. The record is from RefSeq and is a predicted model, not a curated record. The coding region runs from base 213 to 749 and encodes 178 amino acids. The transcript is spliced from 2 exons. NCBI's taxonomy places the organism in Eukaryota, Fungi, Ascomycota, Pichiomycetes, Serinales, Debaryomycetaceae.
GUACUUGUUAUACUUAAACCAAAAAAAUAGUCUGGUCUUCUUAUAAAGAAUAUAAUUAGAAAAUGCCAUAUUUGGAUUAUAUGGUAGCGCUAAGAAGCUGCAAAAUUAGAGUUUUACACAUAGCAGGUUAUACGGCCCCUUAGUGUAAUACACAUAUUUUUUUACUACACUUUCCCCUGGCAAAUUUAUACUUGUUGUAUCAUCAAUCAACAAUGUCCAAUUCAAAAGAAAUAGUUGACCCAGUCAAGGAUGUCCGUUUAUGGGAAGAGUAUUAUGAAGCAAAACAUGAGAAAAGAGAUGAGGUAGUAAUUAUUGACACUCAGUGUCGACCUGAUAAAUCUAAAGGAAACAAGUACUUGUUUGGGACUGAUGUCAAGGAGAAUUCAGAAAUCUUUAAUAUUGCCAAGUUCAAUGGUUUGAAUGAUGAAUUUCAUGGCUUAGACUUUGUUCAUAAUAACUAUGAUCAACUCUCUAGAGUGUCACACGAAUGCUUUGAUAUUGUGAGAAAGUUAUUGAUCCUCUUUGCUAUUAUCUUGGAAUUGGAUGAUGAGUUAUAUUUCGCUAAUCGUCACAAAUAUGAGGAUCCAAGUGAUGAUCAGUUCAGGUACAUGAAGUAUCAUCCUCGAACCCCUGAAGAUGAUAGUAAAGUCGAUAACAUUUGGGCUCGAGCUCAUACUGAUUUUGGGACAUUAACUCUUCAUAAUGAAAUAGAGUUGGUUAUUAUAGAUGAAGGAAAAAUAAUAAAUUAG